UUAUGACCGUUCCAUGAUUUUCUAACCUAACCUCAAUAUAUAAUCUAUAAAGUACAUAAAUAAACUUUGAUUAUGGUAUAUAAUCAAAGUAAAUAAACCACCUUCGUUUAUUUAGGUACCUACACUACACAGCGUGUAUUAUUUACGAAUAUACAGCCGCAGUGGAGAUAGGGUAUUUCAAAAAGUACAAAAAUGCCACCAGUUCAAUUUCAUCCCGCUGUAGAGCCUAUAAGAUGGCUAGUUGGGAAAUGGAAGUCUACUAAAGCAGUAGGCGAUUUUCCUACUAUUAAACCAUUUACAUACAACGAAGAAAUGGAAUUUGAAUCCUUAGGGCAACCACUUUUAAAUUACCAAUCCAAAACUUGCCAUCCGGUCGCAAACAAUCCUAUGCACUUAGAAUCUGGUUUCUUAAGAAUUAACCCGGGUACUUCGAAUGUGGCAUUUAUGGUUAGUCAUAACUUUGGUCUAGUAUCACUCGAAGAAGGAACUGUAGUCGACAACAACUUGAACCUCAAAAGUACACAUAUCGGUCGCAUGAGCUUUGCCAAAGAUCCUGCUGUAACAGAAAUUGCACGCUCUUUUGUUUAUAGUCCAAAUGAUAAAAAGUUGCAUAUUACUGUUUUAAUGGCCACCUCUAAUACAGAGUUACACCAGCACUUGGUGGUUGAAUAUGAGAAGUUGUAAUAUUUAGGAACUUUACUACUGUAGUUAUAGAUAGUAUUAAGACAAUAAUAAAGUUGUUUAUAAUGUUCUACUAAACGCAUGUCACGUUUGGGUGUACAUAUUUUGUUGGAAGCUCAAUAAAAAAUGAUCACUACAUGCUCUUUACGAGCUCUUUAUUGUACAAUUACAACAU
Molecule: messenger RNA, 856 nt
Organism: Photinus pyralis (common eastern firefly)
Lineage: Eukaryota; Metazoa; Arthropoda; Insecta; Coleoptera; Lampyridae
Product: THAP domain-containing protein 4-like
Exons: 2
Coding region: 193-684 (163 amino acids)
Source: RefSeq, a predicted model, not a curated record